GUUUUUAGCUAGGAACAAACGAGGAGACCAAUAUUUGAUGACUGAUUAAGUAAAAGAGCUAGAAAAAACACAGUCGUCCAAGCGUUUGACCUUUUAUAGAGAUGAAAAUUUCGGCGACCAGUCGAAAAUACACAGCAUGACUGCUUACAUUGAUGAAAAUACCAAACAACCGAUCAUUUCCACAACACAUGGGCAAGUGCGCGGACAAUUGCGUGAUACCGUUUAUGGCGAUCAGUAUUAUUGCUUCGAUGGUAUACCCUACGCCAAGCCUCCGUUGGGAGAACUGCGUUUCAAGUCACCACAGUCAGUAGAUCAUUGGGAGGGUGUACGCGAUUGCACUGAAAUCGCACCUAAAUGUAUACAAUAUAAUCAUUAUACCGAUACCGUUGAGGGUUCCGAAGAUUGUUUAUAUCUGAAUAUUUAUGCCAAGAAGCUGAAGUCGGACAAACCACUGCCUGUUAUGGUUUAUAUAUACGGUGGUGGUUUCACAACUGGCAGUGCGUCUCGUCUUAACUGGGGCCCAGACUACUUCAUGAUGCGAGAUGUGAUAUUUGUAACAAUGGGAUAUCGUGUGGGAGCGCUGGGUUUCCUCAGUUUCCCAGAACCUGAACUACAGGUUUCCGGAAAUGCCGGACUCAAAGAUAUUGUGGCAGCAUUAAAAUGGCUGAAAAUAAAUUAUCACAAUUUCAAUGGCGAUGCAGAUAAUAUUACGCUCUUCGGACACAGCGCGGGUAGUGCCGCCACACAUAUACUUAUGAUGGCACCGCAAUGUGAGGGGCUAUUUCACAAAGCCAUACUCAUGUCCGGCACAGUUAUACACAUUCGCGAAAUACCCAAUUUACAACUCCGUUUCGCUAAACAUGUUGGUUAUGAAGGUUCCGAAGACAAUGAAAGCAUAUUAAAGUACCUGUAUGGACUUGAAGCGAAGAAAUUAACCAACGUAGAUUUCCUAACUAAAGAAGAAAAAGAGCGAAAUCUAUCCUAUCUAUUCUUUCCGACAAUAGAAAAUGCCAACACAGUGGAUGCAAUAAUCACUAAAGAUCCAUUCGAGGCGUUUGCUGAAACAACGGCUUGGUCCCAUAGAAUGCCGCUAAUGUUAGGUGGCACCUCUUUGGAGUCGCUCUUGAGUUAUAAGUUCUACACAACUACUCCGGAGCUCUAUGACAUACUCAAUUUGCAUCCAGAAUAUGUGCUCUCCAGCGAAAUAAUUCGAAAAUGCGAUUUGUUAACGCAAAAAGCGCUGGCAAAGAAAUUAAUCAAAUUGCAUGUAGGCAAUGAAGUCAUAGAUAAAGAGAAUGCGCUAAGCCUGAUAAAAUUAGCAUCAUAUGGCUCUUAUUACCAUCCUAUGCACCGCUAUAUGUGUGCCCGUCUUCAGCGUGCGAUAGCACCUACGUAUCUCUAUCGCUUCGACUUUGACUCGCCCGAUUUCAAUUUGUAUCGCAUUAAAAAGUGUGGUCGAAAUGUACGAGGCGUAGCACACGUCGAUGAUCUCUCCUAUAUAUUUUACAUGCCAGAAUCGUUUAAGUUGGCACGUGACUCUGCAGAGUUCCGUACCAUAGAAUAUAUGUUGGAUUUAUUUACGACAUUCGCCGGCACUUCCGACCCUAAUGUGACCUCCAUUAAGCCAACUGUUUGGGAACCGCUGUCGGCAUUUGGCGAACACAAAUGUUUGAAUAUCUCCAACGAAAUUAGUUUUGUGGAUUGGCCCGAAUCGGAAAUAUGUAAGAUUUAUGAUGUAUACUACAAAGAGGCGGGUGUGGAGCUAUUUGCACAAAAGGAUGGAGAAUGCAUUAUCACCUUACCAUUGGGCGGAAUCAAAGGGCGAGAAUCCAAAACUAUUUACGAUCAGAAAUUUUUUAGUUUCGAGGGUAUACCUUACGCGCAACCGCCAUUAGGCGAGCUGCGUUUCCGUGCGCCAGCACAGGUCGAACCAUGGAAAGGCAUUAAGGACUGUACGAAAUGCGCUAGCAAGCCUUUACAGUUAAACCCAGUCAAUGAGAGCAUAGAAGGGUCCGAAGAUUGUCUCUAUCUAAAUGUCUAUGCAAAACGCUUAAAUUCGGAAAAACCUCUGCCUGUUCUUGUAUUUAUACCCGGUGGAUCUUUUCGUGCAGGCGGCGCCAGAAGAGAAACAUUGGGACCCGACUAUUUUAUGAAUGAAGAUGUGGUGCUUGUUACCUUUAAUUAUCGGCUAUGCGCUUUAGGCUUUCUCAGUCUCGCCGAUCCCUCACUGAGUAUACCUGGUAAUGCUGGUCUCAAGGACCAAGUAUUAGCACUUAAGUGGGUUAAGCAGUUCAUAUCGCAUUUCAAUGGUGAUCCAAAGAACGUUACGGUUUUUGGUUCAAGCGCCGGUGCUGCUUCCACCCACUUGCUGAUGCUCUCUGAGCAAGCCCGUGAUCUCUUCAAACGUGCCAUUGCCAUGUCUGGUUGUGCUCUAAAUUAUUGGGUUAAUAUGCCACAAACAAAUAUGGCCUACCGUUUGGCGAAAUUCCAUGGAUAUAAUGGUGACAAUAUCGAUGCCAACGUUUUACAAUUCCUAAAUAAGCUAGACCCUGCAAAAUUGGUUGUGCACUCUUUAUUGAACAAAGACGAACAGCGUAAGUCCUACAUGUUUCCAUUCGGCCCGAUUGUUGAACCAUAUAUAGAAGAGGGUUGUAUUAUACCGGAGCGCCCAUUUAAUAUGCUAAAGAAUGCAUGGAGCAAUAAAAUAUCAAUGAUGAUCGGUGGCACCUCAUUUGAAGGUCUUUUUAUGUACAGUACACUCAAGAGAAAUCCUGAUAUUAUGAAACUUUUAUACAACGAACCGGCAUUAAUACUACCAGAAGACGUUUACAACUCAAAUACUACAAAAGAAAAUAAGCGAAUGGGCGAACAACUACUGAAAUUGCAUUUCGGCGAGAAAGAGCCGAAUGAUCACUCGCUACUUCAUUAUUUAGAUAUAUAUAGCUAUAAAAUCUUUUGGCACGACUUCCAUCGUACUAUUUUAGCACGCUUAAGCUUUGCGUUGGCCCCCACUUUUCUGUAUCGUUUUGGCUUCGACUCACCCGAUUUCAAUCCUAAUCGCAGGCGAUACUCAGAUGAAAAAGCACGCGGUGUAUCCCAUGGCGAUGACCUGUGCUAUUUAUUCCAUGCACGCGACUCACGAAAGUUGUAUCCAAACUCGGCCGAAUAUAAAACCAUAAAGCGUAUGAUAAGUAUGUGGACGACAUAUGCCACUACUGGUGAUCCCGAUUCGCAAACAACGGAUCCGAUUAUUUGGGACGCCGUAACGAAGUAUUACAAUCUGCGGGGAGUUAAUAUUGGUCAACACUUGGAAUUCAAGACAAUUCCAGAAGUAGACAAGUUGGAAGCAUGGGCGAAGUUAUAUAAGGGUCCUGAACAAUUGUGUGGCGCCCACAAGGUAGAAGAUUACAAUUGGGGCGAUCCAUUACCAACAAUCUAGUGAAAAUGCUAUACAUACAUACACAUACUGGAGAACAGGUUGACAGCUCAGGAUAGCCAGUAGUAAAUGUUUGCAUUUUUAUGGAUCUUCAUAUCUGCCUGAAAAUUCCUUAGAAUAUUAAUACUUAUUUUAUUUCUCAGUGAAAUAUUAUUUAAAAAAUGUUAAUUAAAGGUAGCGUAUAAUAAAUUAUUUACAUACCGACACAA
This is a messenger RNA of Bactrocera dorsalis (oriental fruit fly), 3645 nucleotides long. RefSeq lists its product as uncharacterized. The transcript is spliced from 11 exons. The record is from RefSeq and is a predicted model, not a curated record. NCBI's taxonomy places the organism in Eukaryota, Metazoa, Arthropoda, Insecta, Diptera, Tephritidae. The coding region runs from base 137 to 3439 and encodes 1100 amino acids.